AUGAAAGAAGUGACUUCCACAGCGCCGCCCGCUGUCGCGCCCUCCCCGACCUCCUCGACAUCCCACACCCCACUCGGCAGCGAUGCUGGCCAAGCUGCUCCUUCACCCCUUCACCCGCGGGUGGCUGUCAUACUGGGGGUUGACCGCAGAUGGUACAUCCCUCUGCUGGUCUGUCGGGCAAUGAGCACGGUGCCUUCUGCCUGGUGGGGGCUGCGAUGCGCCUUCACCUUUUUGGCAGAACUGUUGCAUAUUCGGCCCGGCAUGGGACGCGAGGGGUGGGCGGCGGCGAUUGUAGGCAGCGUGGGACAGGAGUGGGAUGUUGAGAGGAGGUUUCGUGUUACUGAAGUCGCUCUGGCUAUUAUGUGGUGCUGUGCAUCCGCAUAUCUAUCUUAUUUCUUUGCAGAUUGUAUGAUGUCUCGAUGGCUCUUGAAUUAUACACCUCCGGCGGUUGUCAUCCGCCUUUUAACAACGAAUGGAUUGAUCGCAUACACUACUUCCUGGGUUCUCUAUCUCUCUGGCGCAUCCUCUGACCCUAGGCUUCUACUACCCGCCUGGAUAUCCAUCACCACUAGCUUAACCUUCGUCUACCACGCUACCCAAAACCACGCGACGAUAAAACGAGAAACAACAGCAUCCUUACUAGUCGUCUCAGUGGCCAGUUUCCUCAGCAUGUCCUCGCUGCUCUUACAACUCCAUCUCACCCGCGAAAACGAACCAGAAGUCCCAGUCUUCGUGAUCACCCGCAAACUCUGGGACUGGGCGGUAGCAAUCUUCCUGCGCAUGCGAGUCGCAGAUCCCGCAGAACUUUGA
Molecule: messenger RNA, 810 nt
Organism: Penicillium manginii
Lineage: Eukaryota; Fungi; Ascomycota; Eurotiomycetes; Eurotiales; Aspergillaceae
Exons: 4
Coding region: 1-810 (269 amino acids)
Biological process (GO): protein N-linked glycosylation; cellular response to oxidative stress
Cellular component (GO): endoplasmic reticulum membrane
Source: RefSeq, a predicted model, not a curated record